AUGGGGGUUCCUCAUGAUACGAUCUUCCGCUCAGCGGACAUGAGCCUGACUCAGCUAUAUAUUGCAAAUGAGAUCGGCAGGGAGGUUGUCAGCGCCCUGGGUGAACUUGGUCAGGUCCAGUUCCGCGAUUUAAACACCGAUACAACUGCGUUUCAGCGGACAUUUACAAAUGAGAUUCGGAGAUUGGAUAAUGUCGAGAGGCAGCUGCGAUAUUUUCAUUCGCAGAUGGAGAAGGCAGGCAUUCCCAUGAGACCAUCCUCCGAAUUUUCCAACACUUUGGCCGCUCCCAUGGCAUCCGAGAUUGAUGAGCUUGCCGACCGAAGUGAGAGUCUCGAACAGCGUGUCGCGUCGUUGAAUGAGAGCUAUGAGACCUUGAAAAAACGUGAGGUUGAAUUGAUUGAACGGCGAUGGGUCUUAAGAGAGGCUGGUGGAUUUUUUGACCGGGCCCACGGUCACACCGAUGAGAUCCGCCAAUCCUUUGAAAAUGACGAAGCCCCUCUUCUACGAGACGUGGAGCAGCAACACGCCAGAGGCCGGAAUGGCGAUGCUGAGACUCAGACGUUCUCGGUGAUGAAUAUUGGCUUCGUUGCUGGUGUUAUUCCGAGAGAUCGAAUUGGCUCCUUUGAGCGGAUCCUGUGGCGGACUCUGCGAGGAAAUCUCUAUAUGAACCAGUCAGAAAUUCCGGACCCGAUUAUCAAUCCGGCAAAUAAUGAAGAGAUUCACAAGAAUGUUUUUGUGAUAUUUGCCCAUGGAAAGGAAAUUCUUGCAAAGAUCAGGAAGAUUUCUGAAUCACUUGGAGCCGAUUUGUACAGCGUGGAUGAAAACAGCGAACUCCGGCGUGACCAGGUCUACGACGUUAAUACUAGAUUGGCAGAUGUGGGCAGCGUUUUGCGGAAUACCAAAAAUACGUUGGAUGCCGAAUUGGCUCAGAUCGCCCGCUCUCUAGCUGCGUGGAUGAUCAUUAUCAAAAAAGAGAAGGCAACAUAUCACACGCUCAACAAAUUCUCCUAUGACCAGGCCCGGAAGACCCUUAUUGCGGAAGCUUGGUGCCCAACCAAUUCUCUUCCACUUAUUAAGACAACGUUGCAGGAUGUCAACGAUCGUGCUGGGCUGUCCGUGCCAACCAUUGUCAACCAGAUUCGAACCAACAAAACCCCACCAACCUAUAUAAAGACGAACAAAUUUACGGAGGGUUUCCAGACUAUCAUCAAUGCCUACGGAACUUCUAAGUAUGGAGAGGUCAAUCCAGGCCUUCCUACGAUCGUUACUUUUCCUUUCCUCUUUGCAGUUAUGUUUGGUGAUGCUGGGCAUGGCAUGCUCAUGACAAUGGUUGCUUGUGCCAUGAUUCUUUUCGAGAGAAAGUUGCUCAAAACAAAGUUAGACGAGCUUACUUCCAUGGCUUUCUACGGUCGAUAUAUCAUGCUUAUGAUGGGAAUUUUUUCGAUUUACACUGGUUUGAUAUACAAUGAUAUCUUUUCUAAGUCAAUCGAAAUCUUCCCAAGUGCAUGGAAAUGGCCAGAAAAUUUCAAGCAGGGAGAGACAGUCAAUGCGAAACUGAAAGGCAGCUAUCGGUAUCCCUUUGGUCUUGACUGGGCGUGGCAUGGAACCGAGAAUGACCUUUUGUUCGCUAACAGUUUCAAAAUGAAGCUGAGUAUCCUCCUCGGUUGGUCCCAUAUGACGUAUUCCCUUUGCUUGUCCUACAUAAAUGGUCGCCAUUUCAAAAAGCCAAUCGAGAUUUGGGGCAACUUCGUCCCCGGAAUGAUAUUUUUCCAGUCCAUUUUCGGUUACCUGGCUUUCACGAUAAUAUACAAGUGGAUCGUGGACUGGAAUGCUCAUGGUCAAUCUCCUCCCGGUCUACUAAACCUGCUCAUUUUCAUGUUCCUCAAGCCCGGUACGGUUAAUGAACAACUGUAUCGUGGGCAGGCAACCGUCCAAGUUAUUCUUCUCCUCCUUGCACUUGUUCAAGUUCCAAUUCUUUUGUUUCUGAAACCGUUUUAUCUUCGAUGGGAACAUAACCGAGCCCGUGCACUUGGAUAUAGAGGUCUUGGCGAAACCGCUCGUGUGAGUGCCUUGGAUGAAGAUAAUGAAGACGGCCAUCUUUCAGGCAACGUACGCGAAAGCAUGGCGAGCGACGCGGAGGGUAUCGCAAUGAUCACGCAGGACCUAGGUGAAGAAGAGCAUGAAACUUUCGAAUUUUCUGAGGCGAUGAUCCAUCAAAUCAUUCACACCAUCGAGUUCUGUCUAAAUUGCGUGUCUCAUACGGCAUCGUAUCUCCGACUUUGGGCCCUUUCACUCGCCCAUCAACAGCUUUCUGUUGUUUUAUGGACCAUGACAAUCGGUGGAGCUUUUAGCCAAGAAACCAACACAAUGAGAGUGAUCUUAAUCAUUGUCACGUUCUUCAUGUGGUUUACUCUCACUUUUGCCAUUCUUUGCGUCAUGGAGGGUACCAGUGCUAUGCUACAUUCUCUCAGGUUGCAUUGGGUUGAGGCAAUGAGCAAGCAUUUCAUAGGAGAUGGCGUGCCGUUCGUACCAUUUAGUUUUAAGACGCUCUUAGAAGAGGAGCCAGUGGAUUAA
Molecule: messenger RNA, 2574 nt
Organism: Paracoccidioides brasiliensis Pb18
Product: H(+)-transporting V0 sector ATPase subunit a
Exons: 5
Coding region: 1-2574 (857 amino acids)
Biological process (GO): vacuolar acidification; proton transmembrane transport
Cellular component (GO): fungal-type vacuole membrane; vacuolar proton-transporting V-type ATPase complex; vacuolar proton-transporting V-type ATPase, V0 domain
Molecular function (GO): ATPase binding; proton-transporting ATPase activity, rotational mechanism
Source: RefSeq, a predicted model, not a curated record